AUGAAUUUACCGGCCAGCGCUCCCGAAUCGAACGUUGUCUCCAUCAACGUCGGAGGCCGAAUCUUCCAGACGACGAAACAAACCCUAACCUUAGCCGGAACCGAUUCUCUCCUCUCCCAACUCGCCACUGAGUCUACUCGUUUCGUCGAUCGAGAUCCCGGUUUAUUCUCCGUCCUUCUCUACAUCCUCCGCACCGGAAACCUCCCCGCGAGAUCAACCUCCUUCGACAUUCGAGAUCUGAUCGAAGAGUCUAGAUACUACGGAAUCGAGCCCUUCCUCAUCGAUUCCCUCUCCAAUCCAUCCCAGUUCGAGGCCUUCGAUCUCCGUAAAUCCGUUAUCCUCCCGUUAAACGGCCGAGACUCUCCCUCUACGAUCGCACCGACGAGUAACGGCGGAGGAGGCCUCCACGUGGCGCACGGAAGCAAAAUCACCUCGUUCGACUGGUCGUUACGCCGGAAAUCGACGGUGCUGACUAACUUCUCCGCCGUGGAUUCGCUUCUAGAGAUAUCUCCGGGAGUUUUAGCAGCCGGAGCCACCGAUUUUCCCGGUUUGCAGAUAAUCGAUCUUGACAACGGCGGAUUCGUACGGACGACUCUGAAUUGGGAGAACGUAGCUACUACUACUACCUCGACGGUUCAAGCCGUAGGUUCUUCCUCUGAGUUUCUGUUCGCUAGCUUUGAAUCUAGCAGAAGGAACUCGAAUUCGGUUAUGGUGUACGAUCUUUCCACCUUGUUACCUCUGUUUGAGAUGGACCGUUGCGAUAACUACGGUGUUGGUGGUGGUGAUUCCGUGAUCCCGUCGAAUAAGUUGAGAUGGAUUCGGAGCUGUAACUUGUUGAUGGUCUCUGGCUCACAUGCUAGUCCUUCAGGUGUGAGUGGUCACGUGCGGUUUUGGGAUGUUAGGUCGAGGGAUAUGGUUUGGGAGAUUAAGGAGAGGGGAGAUUGUUUCUCUGAUGUUACUGUCUCGGAGAAUCUCUCCGCGGUUUUUAAGGUUGGUGUGGCGUCAGGGGAGGUUUACUACACGGAUUUGAGGAGUUUAGGAGGUAAGGGUUGGGUUUGUCUUGGAGAAGAGAAGAAGAGAAGCUUGGAUGAGAGGAAAGGAGUUGGGUGUAGGAUAGAGAGUUAUGGGAAUCAUGUGUUUUGUAGUAAAGGGAAUGGGAUUGAGCUUUGGUCUGAAGUGAUUACGGGUUUGGUUGGGAAUGCGAGCCGGGAUGUGUUGGAAGAGAGGGUUUUUAGGAAGAAUUCGUUCGCGGCGGAUUCAGGAGAAAACAAGAUAACUGGAUUGGCGUUUGGAGGGAACAGAAUGUUUGUGACCCGGAAGGAUCAACAGUUUAUCGAGGUUUGGCAGAGUCCGAGUCGUGGAGUAUAGAUGUAAUGUCCUAGAGGUGUUUGUUGGUCGCCUGAGAGUCCCAUGGAUUAAGAAUUCAUUCAUAAAUAUUAAUCUGUUGGUGAAAUAUUUUCUUUUUGACUUUUAAGUAAAAGGCUGGAACAGAAUGUAAUUAGAUAAUGUCAUGAUCUUAUUAUGGGUAACUGUAGAGAGAAUCUCUAACUCGAAACUUUAGAACAGAUUAUGUGGAGGAGGGCAAAACCUGGGAAGCUCUUCCACAGGAAGAAAUGUUCAAGUGUGGCCUAUGAAAAACAUGGUAUAUUUGCAUCUCAGGCGUCAGGUAUUUUGUGUGCGGUUUUAAGACAGAUCUAAAGCUUCACCAUCUUUUAGGCUCCAGAUUGUUUUGAGAGAGCUGGAUGAUUAUAGUUUGAAAGUAGAGCCUGUAGAAUCAAAUAGAGGUGCUACUCUUAUUGUGCAAAGUGUUACGAUUUAGUCUUAGGC
Molecule: messenger RNA, 1827 nt
Organism: Eruca vesicaria subsp. sativa (arugula)
Lineage: Eukaryota; Viridiplantae; Streptophyta; Magnoliopsida; Brassicales; Brassicaceae
Source: the annotation of a GenBank genome assembly